Molecule: messenger RNA, 2106 nt
Organism: Nicotiana tabacum (common tobacco)
Lineage: Eukaryota; Viridiplantae; Streptophyta; Magnoliopsida; Solanales; Solanaceae
Product: anaphase-promoting complex subunit 6
Biological process (GO): protein ubiquitination; positive regulation of mitotic metaphase/anaphase transition; anaphase-promoting complex-dependent catabolic process
Cellular component (GO): anaphase-promoting complex; cytoplasm
Molecular function (GO): protein binding
Source: RefSeq, a predicted model, not a curated record
UAGAAUGACAGAACCAACCCAUUUAGGUUCGCUGAAAUUGAGUUGAAUUGGCACCGGAACUAUUUUCAAAAACCCAUCUAAACCCGCCCCCUUUAGAAACAAACAAGAAAACCUCCCGCUCUUUCAGAUUUCUCUUCUGCACAAAUCUGAGUAAUACUCAAUUUUGAAUUUUACGCUUCACUAUCGAAGAAUAAUCGAUUUUACAAAGUAUACAAUGAGGGAAGAGGAAAUAGAGAGGCUAAGAGGUGUAGUGAGGGAUUGCGUGAGCAAACAUUUGUAUUCCUCAGCCAUCUUCUUUGCUGACAAAGUGGCCGCAAUUACUUCUGACCCAGCAGAUAUAUACAUGCAAGCACAAGCGUUGUAUCUAGGUCGACACUAUCGCCGUGCUUUCCACCUUCUCAAUGCUUCCCAAAUCGUCCUUCGUGACCUCCGCUUCCGUUACCUCGCCGCUAAGUGCCUUGAAGAGCUGAAGGAGUGGGAUCAAUGUCUUCUAAUGCUGGGUGAUGCUAAAGUGGAUGAACAUGGAAAUAUUACUGACACAAGGGAGUGCAAUAGUAUGUACUUAGACAAGGAUGGUGAAGAUCGCGAAAUAAAUAUUUUAUCAGCAAUAUGCUUUUUGAGGGGCAAGGCAUAUGAAGCUUUGGAGAAUCGCGCACAGGCUCGGCUAUGGUAUAAAGCUGCUAUCAAGGCUGAUCCUUUGUGUUAUGAGGCAUUGGAAUGUCUAAUAGAGAAUCACAUGCUCGCUUGUGAUGAAGAGAAAACCCUACUCUCAUGUUUGCAAUUUGGUCCGGAAGAUGGGUGGCUCUCUUCGUUCUAUUCUUGUUUGAUAAAGAAGUACGAUAAAGAAAAUGUGGUGGAAGCCAAAUUUAGAGAGCUGGAACAGGGUGGACCUAAUACAAAGACGUCGGAAAAAUCUGUUUUAUGUACGCUUAAAGCCAACACUGAUCUUUUGGCCUGCAAAGCCGAGUACUAUCAUCAAUGCGGUGAAUAUCAAAAAUGCUUUGAACUAACUUCUGAAUUGCUUGAAAAGGAUCCAUUCCAUCUCAAGUGUACCCUGGUGCAUUUGGCAGCAGCAAUGGAGCUAGGGCAUUCCAAUGAGCUGUAUCUUAUGGCUUGCAAUUUAGUGAAGGAUUAUCCUCAAAAGGCUCUCUCAUGGUUUGCUGUUGGUUGCUACUACUAUUGUAUCAAGAAAUAUGACCAAGCACGACGCUAUUUUAGUAAGUCAACAAGCUUGGAUGGAACAUUUGCUUCAGCUUGGAUAGGCUAUGGAAAUGCUUAUGCAGCUCAAGAAGAAGGAGACCAAGCAAUGUCAGCUUACCGUACUGCUGCUAGAUUAUUUCCUGGGUACCAUUUGCCUACUUUGUACAUUGGAAUGGAAUAUAUGCGAACUCACAGCUUUAAACUGGCUGAGCAGUUUUUUAUGCAGGCCAAGUCAAUAUGCCCCUCAGAUCCACUUGUAUAUAAUGAACUUGGAGUUGUUGCUUAUCACAUGAAGGAGUAUAAGAAAGCAGUGCGGUGGUUUGAGAAAACAUUGGCUCACAUUCCAUCUUCCUUAAGUGAGAUGUGGGAAUCAACUGUAAUCAAUCUGGCUCAUUCCCUCAGAAAAUUAAAGAGGUACAACGAAGCAAUUACAUAUUAUGAGAGAGCCCUUGCGUUGUCUACGAGAAGUUUAAGUACUUAUGCAGGUCUUGCAUACACUUAUCACCUUCAGAACAAUUACACUGCAGCUAUUACAUACUACCACAAGGCUUUGUGGCUCAAACCAGAUGACCAAUUCUGCACAGAAAUGUUGACUUCAGCUCUGGUUGAUGAAAGCCGCCAAGGGAUUGACCCAAUGGUUGAAUCUCGCUGUGGCGGUCUAUUUAUCUAAUUUGGAACCCGAGGAAAAGAAUUCUCUGGUGAUGUUAUUAAUUUGUAAUUUUCUAUAAUGAUUUCUCCAAAAGGUUAGGAAAAAAUUUACAAGAUAUAAUUUUGUCUUGUUGUAUCAUAGACUAGUAGGAGUCGAUAAAUUUGUAUCUGCAGCUAGUUCUAGCAGUUAAAACUUGUACUAAGACUGGAUCAAGAUUUUUUAUAACAUAAUAUGAUUGCAUUCUUUUUUCUUUCUUU